AUGGACACUUCAAAUAUUAAGAUGCUGUUUGAGCGAGACUUGUGUACUGGAGAGAACAUCUUUCACGAGAUAGCAAGAUCCGGAGAUUGGAUGCGGCUGUAUGAAAUCCAUCACUUAGUAGAUGGAACGAACAAGUAUUUACUGGAAGAACCGAAUUAUGAAGGUGAAAAUUGCCUCCACUUAGCAGCGUCAACGAAAAGAGGGUCACAAGCAAUUCUGUUGAUGGAAUUGUUAGUGAGAAUGGGCGCUAAUCUUAACAAAGGAAACUUAUGUGCGGGUGACACUGUACUUCAUCAGGUGGUCUAUAACAAAGACUAUCUACUAGCAGCGUGGUUGUGUGAGCAGCCGACCAUCAAUUUAGAAACACAAAAUCACGCCGGGCUGACGCCAUUUCAAACGGCGUUUAAACGAGGUGACGAAAAAAUGAUGACGACAUUGCGAAUUCAUGGUGCAAUUACUCAGGGAGUAAGCGACAGUGAAGAAGAAGAAGAAGAAGAAGAAUACCGUGAUCCACAGUAG
This is a messenger RNA of Microplitis mediator, 519 nucleotides long. Its product is annotated as NF-kappa-B inhibitor cactus-like. Lineage: Eukaryota; Metazoa; Arthropoda; Insecta; Hymenoptera; Braconidae. The transcript has a single exon. The coding region runs from base 1 to 519 and encodes 172 amino acids. Gene Ontology annotation, molecular function: protein binding. The record is from RefSeq and is a predicted model, not a curated record.